AUGGCCAGGGGCCCCAGCCUCGCGCCGCCUCCGCUGCUGGCGCUGCUGGUGCUGGCGGCGGUGUCUGGCUACGCUGUCGCGCAGUACAACUGCACAUGCCCCACCAACAAGAUGACCGUGUGCUCCCAGGAUGGCCCUGGGGGCCGCUGCCAAUGCCGCGCGCUCGGCUCGGGCGUGGUGGUCGACUGCUCCAAGCUGACCUCCAAGUGCCUGCUGCUCAAGGCCCGCAUGAGCGUCCCUAAGAGCGGUCGUCGACUGGUGCGGCCGAACGAGCACGCGAUCGUGGACAAUGAUGGCCUCUACGACCCCGAAUGUGACCACGAGGGCCGCUUCAAGGCGCGCCAGUGCAAUCAGACGUCGGUGUGCUGGUGCGUGAACUCGGUGGGUGUGCGCCGCACGGACAAGGGCGACCAGMACCUGCGCUGCGAUGAGGUGGUGCGUACCCACCACAUCCUCAUUGACUUGCGCCACCGCGCGACCGACCGCGCCUUCAACCACUCGGACCUGGACACCGAGCUGCGGCGGCUCUUCCGCGAGCGCUAUCAGCUGCACCCCAGGUUCCUGACGGCUGUGCACUAUGAGGAACCCACCAUUCAGAUCGAGCUGUGGCAGAACGCGUCGCAGAAAGUCCCCGGCGACGUGGACAUCGCUGACGCCGCCUACUACUUUGAGAGAGAUAUCAAGGGCGAGUCGCUGUUCGCGGGCCCAGGAGGCCUGGACAUGCAGGUGCGCGGUGAGCCUCUGCACGUGGAGCGGACGCUGAUCUAUUACCUGGACGAGAAGCCUCCCCAAUUCUCCAUGAAGCGCCUCACCGCCGGCCUCAUCGCCGUCAUCGUGGUGGUCGUGGUAGCCUUGGUCGCUGGCCUGGUUGUCCUGGUGAUCACCAACCGGAGGAAGUCCGGGAAGUAUAAGAAGGUGGAGAUCAAAGAACUGGGGGAGUUGAGAAAUGAACCCAGCUUGUAG
Molecule: messenger RNA, 963 nt
Organism: Urocitellus parryii (Arctic ground squirrel)
Lineage: Eukaryota; Metazoa; Chordata; Mammalia; Rodentia; Sciuridae
Gene: Tacstd2
Product: tumor associated calcium signal transducer 2
Biological process (GO): positive regulation of stem cell differentiation
Cellular component (GO): nucleus; membrane
Source: RefSeq, a predicted model, not a curated record